AUGGCGCAGUCUCCCCUUCCAUCUGCGAAUCCCGAAGAGCAUCAAUACUGGACUGACCCAAUCCUCUGUGAAGAAACGCGAACCAGGCUCGAAUAUUAUCGAAGCAUAGGAUGGCUUCCUCCCAACCACAAGCCCAAGACCCUGGAAGGAAUCGCUGUGGUUGAACGGUACUGGCGGAAGUACUGCCUCCAAUUAGAGAAGGACUAUGUCGAUUAUCUUCUCUCUGAGGACCAGGCAAUCUACAUGAACUUUUUUGAUUGGAUGCACAAGACUUCCCGUAAGAAGCUUCUCCAAUCCUACGAUGAAUACUGGCGGCGCCUCAAACAGUAUUUCAGCUUGUUCGCCCGGCGUCGUAUGGACCAGGGAGUCCAAGAACAGAUGCGAAGAUUUAUCAACGGAAGAUUCCCCGCCGAGCACUCGAUCUCUCGACGGAUGAAGGAAAAGAGUACACUCAGCGUGGACGUCUUCUGUAUUUUGUACCGCCACCAUUGGAUCCAUUCGAAAUUUUUCCGUCAUGGGAGCAUGUUGAUACAAUUCGCUACGAUCCAGCUCUGGUCUUCCAUUACUGGGACGCGGCCCGGUGUGCUGCUUCCGCAGAAAGCCUACCUACCGAACAAUACGUCCUUGGGCAAACGAAAACAAGGCUUGGAUUUUCAAAGCGACAUUCCUCAAUAUGUUUCGGCCAAGGAUCUUCCAGACUCGGUGUGUUAUCGGGAUAUUGAUCUCUUCUAUCUCAAAGACUCUAAUGGCAAUCGUGACGUCCUAUGUGCUAUCAUUGAGUUUCGCAAUCUAAAAGGCCGACCUGAGGGUGCCGAUGGAACCAGAUUUUUCAUGCAUUGUGAUUAUCAACUAGCAUAUUGCCCGAUCCUGCAAAUCAUCACAUACGCCUUUCGGGACAAGGCUUUUGCCAAUACUAUGCUGACACCAGAAAUAAUAUGGCGACUCCAAGUUCCAGACAACGCUGCUUCUCUUCCCCUGCAAUGGAAACCCGAGGUACUAGAUACCCCUCUCCUUCGGCAUGUUCAACACACAGAAUACGGCCUCAAGCUUGACAAAUCUCGGCCGAUGGCAUAUGCCACCAGCCGAGAAGCGAUGCGGGAGUUGGGUCGGGAUGCCAAGUUCAAAGAUGAUGUUGGCCACUACAAUUAUCGACGCUGGACUGCAAACGAGGCGAACCGGCAUUUCACGAGCCAGGAGCGGCAAAGGGUGCUCGGUCAGUCCGGAGACGGGGUUUUUGAGAGGCACUACCAAUCCCAGUUUGUUCAACGCGAUCUUCAAAAUGUGGUGCUUCUCCGGCCACCCCAGGAACAUCUCCUUCAGGCCGCUGGGAGUAUGCUCCGGAAACGGGAUCUGUCCGCUCCCUCCUCUGAACUGACCGAGGAACAGCGUCGCACGAUUUGCCAGGACCCACGGAUUGUAGAGCUCAAGCGGGCCAAGCGGGAGGUGAUGGAGGAGAUGCGAUCCCUUGCUGGCACCAAAAAGAACGCCCGACAGACUUUUCCGCAUCUCUACCAGCGGCACGAAUCGCUUUGCAAGGAGCUUUCUCAGCUGCGGAAAACGUUAGCCAAGGACACCAAGGAGACCGCUAGAAAAGAUCACUUCUAUAACGCGCCCAUUCUCGAAGUGAACAGACAGAUCAAGCGACUUCUCGGUCAAGCUGACCCUGAGGAUAGCGACGACUUCGACGAGAAGGACUGGGAGCCUCCCACCCCCAGAUACAUCUUCCCGGAGCGGGAACGGCUUGUUGAGAUUUUCUAUGGUCCAGACGCAGAGAAUUACGAAGAGGAUAAUCUUCUUGCCAGACGUAUCCAGGCAACCAAAGAUAUGGUUGCGCUCAGUACUCUCUGUGAACCGAGCCGUCGGGGGAAUCGAGUCAACUGGAAUUUCGACGAUGAUGAGUCUGCGGAACACGAAAAGCCAUGCUGCCUCGAAGAAAAAACUCCUGACUGCCCGACGGAUGUUUGCAUCAUCUGUUACGGUCUAUCCCGCCGCUCAACAUCUAAUCCGCCUCCACACAGAUUUCCUCCUAAGCGAUUAGAUUCUCUGCGGCGCCAUCUUAUCGAUUGUCACCUCGCCAAAGCCUACGACGGAAUCAGCUGCACCUGGAAGAUGUGCAAUGAUGUUCCAAAGUUCACUAAAAUCACUGAUUUCUUGGUCCAUGCUAUAGAAGUGCACACAUACGAUAUCAACAUUCAGCAGAAACAUCUUCCGCCAUGGCAGCUUGUUAGUGGCCGUGAAGAUUCAUCUUUCGAUGAUUCAGAUCCCUCUUCUGGAUCCGAUCGCCACUCCGGUAUAGAGACUCCCGCUUCUUCUAUCAGCUCUGAUAUGGCGAACAUCGACCCUAGAUUGAUUGAAUCUGGCCCUAUUCAUUCCACAAAAUGCUCAAUACGUAGGUCAAAGAGAUUAAAAGCGUCCAUGUAA
Messenger RNA from Talaromyces stipitatus ATCC 10500, 2421 nucleotides. RefSeq lists its product as uncharacterized. The transcript has 5 exons. The record is from RefSeq and is a predicted model, not a curated record. Bases 1 to 2421 code for a protein of 806 amino acids. Lineage: Eukaryota; Fungi; Ascomycota; Eurotiomycetes; Eurotiales; Trichocomaceae.